UCAUUUUGAGAUAAUUAGCCCACUUCAUCACGGUAGAUUGCUGGCAAAAGAGAUGCCUCCUAUCCUUCCGUUCACUUCGCAUACGUAGGCCUAUCUGUCACCAUGAUCACAUAGGCCUACGCAACUAAAAUAGGCGAGAAAGACGUAUGACUGCUUAAUCUAAACUGAUUUGCACAAAAUUACAAAUGUGCAAAUUGUGUUUUUAUUAUUCAAAUCACACAACCCUCUAGAAACAUGUCAUCAAAAUGUGGUUUGUCAUGUGAGAUUGCCAAACAGCUGGAUUGGGAUAAUAGCAAACAAUAAUUUUGCACUGUUGUCCUCAAUCCUUACCAUGGCAGCACUGCUUUCCACGGAGCACACAUCUUUGACCUGGCAAAAAUAUCAAAAAUGGAUCGUCUUUUCCCAAAAUCAGGCAAUCAGCAUAUCAUUAAUCUCUGCGGUUAUCUUUUCAUCGUACGGUUAUUCUGCACUAGAUUGGCCAAAUUGUAGAUGAGCAGCUUUGGGUGUGGUUGUAUAGAGAGAUAAAGGGUAUUAAGAGAGGCAAUGGGAGCUCGGUGGAUUAUUCUAAUCCAGUGCGCUCGCCUCAGCCCUCAACGCAAGACCUGCCGCAUUCAGGCGUGGGGCAACCAUGAAGAUCAAGACAAGACGAGUGGCCCUGUUGGCUAUCCUGCUCUUAACCCAAGCGUUAAUUGGAGUUAACACUCAGGAGGAGGAAGAGCAGGAGGAACAGGAACAGGAACCGGAACCAGAGCAGGAAGAAGAGCAAGAGGAGCCAGAUAUUCAAGAAGAGGAGUCCAUCGAGACUUGGACAGGAAGGGCCUGCACGUGUGACUGCGAGGGGGGCUCCCCGUCCGGGAUCCCCACCUUCGCACCCAUCGCUACUGUGGCUCCGCCCCCACCCUCCCGCUACUUCCUGGAAUGCAUGCCAGAGUGUCCAUACCACCAAGCCCUCGGCUUCGAGUCUGGCGCAGUGACUUCCGAUCAAAUCAGCUGCAGCAAACAAGAGCAGUACAUCGGCUGGUUCUCUUCCUGGACUCCUGAAAAGGCUCGUCUUAACAGCCAAGGCUAUGGGUGUGCAUGGCUUUCAAAGUUCCAGGACACCAGCCAGUGGCUCCAGAUUGACCUAAAGGAAGUGGGUGUGAUUUCUGGCAUCCUGACCCAGGGCCGCUGUGAUGCGGACGAGUGGAUAACCAAGUACAGCGUCCAGUACCGCACAGAUGAGAACCUCAACUGGGUGUACUACAAGGACACAACAGGGAACAACAGGGUGUUCUACGGGAACGCAGACAGGUCCUCAAUGGUGCAGAACUUCCUGCGCCCGCCAAUCGUGGCACGCUACAUCCGCCUGCUGCCCCUGGGCUGGCACACGCGCAUUGCCAUCCGCAUGGAGCUGCUCAUGUGCCUCAACAAGUGCGCCUGAGCUUCUGGAAGCUUCUGAGGCCCUGGUCAACCAGACCUGAUUAUUUACCUUACUCUCCUCGUUCCCCUGCCCACAGAAAGAGUAGUGCUAACAGUUAAUCGUGUCCCCUUGUCCCCUUCUUCGUGUUCCCACCUGUCCAACACCUACUCAUUUUUUUGGUUUGUUACUCUAAAAACAUGUGGCCAAUGGUGACAACACACUUGAUGUGUUGGGUUAAAAAGAGCUUUUAGAUGGGGGAAGUGAACCAUUGAAAUUCCAUUGGAAGAAUGUGCAAUGUUAGUUAUCCUAUCCAUGUGUAACCCCUGGAUUAACCGGAUGAACGGGAUAAAAGUGAUGAGACACUUUGGCGGAUAGAACAUGCAGGUGCUAUACAUUCAAUGAAUAUGGCCAAGUGAAGGAUAGGGUGGACAGACUGUAGCUUUAUGUGUGUGGUUCUCUGUGUGUGCCCUGUUUGUGUGUGCGUCAUCAAGAGUGUGUGUGUGUGUGUGUGUGUGUGUGUGUCCGUGUGUGUGAUAUGUGGUCCUAACUGUACUGUGGAUGUGGUGAUGUAUGUGAUUACUGUUUUGAUGCGUGGUGGUGAAAUAGAGCUAAACCUCUUCUGUUUUCCUGCAAAGUGGUGGUGUCUAUUUUCUACUUUUUGUGAG
This is a messenger RNA of Alosa sapidissima (American shad), 2064 nucleotides long. RefSeq names its product retinoschisin-like. The record is from RefSeq and is a predicted model, not a curated record. Lineage: Eukaryota; Metazoa; Chordata; Actinopteri; Clupeiformes; Clupeidae. The transcript is spliced from 6 exons. The coding region runs from base 629 to 1420 and encodes 263 amino acids.